Messenger RNA from Cyclocybe aegerita, 1419 nucleotides. Lineage: Eukaryota; Fungi; Basidiomycota; Agaricomycetes; Agaricales; Hemipholiotaceae. The record is from the annotation of a GenBank genome assembly.
AUGUCUGACCCCGAAGUUCCCAAAUCCACCACAAUGGAGGAUCACCCCGUCGAGGAGAACUUAGAGGCUCAUGUCCAGCUCCUCGAGCUCCGACGGCAGCGAUUCCGACUCCGCCGACAGCAGUUCCUCUGUGGAGUGGUCGCGGUCCCAAGCUUACCUACAGGCUACAGGACGUCCAGUGACAAAUUCGUCCCUCCCGAUGGGCCUGAGGCCUAUCGUCGUCUGAUGAAGCUUCGUACCGUUCCCGAAAAUCACAAACUCGGCGAGGAUGGUUUGUGGGAUCGCAUUCGUGCUGAGGUUCAAGGUGUCCUCGACGCGCGGCAAUCUCUCUCGUCCGUCGACCUUGUCCGUUUCACCUGGGUUGAGAAGAACGAAGACGAGGAGGACCAAGAGGACCAGGACGACCAGGACAACGUUAACUACGACGACAUCGCACCCAUCAAGCCUGUCAUGGGUGGGACAGUCUAUACUACUCCCGCCACGAUCUGGGCCUACGAUUUUUCUAUGGAUAUUCUCGACCUACCUAAGCAGUACAACAUUACUGACGUCGACGUCGCAUACCGCGAGUCGGAGGUCAAGUUCUUGGGUGGGCCAGAGCUCUUCGCCCCAGUCUCUGACCUCGAUCCCCUCAAGGACGUCAUCGGCUUGUCUACUCCAGUUACCGGCUUGCAGACGAGGAUGCAGGGCACUCUUGAGUUUUACUUUCGGAUUGGGGAAGACCUCUACGCCGUCACCUCCCGCCACAUUCUUUUCAAGGACAACGAGGACAACGUUGAAUACAACUCCGUCGCCGGGCCGAAGGAGGUCAUCAGCACCAUCGCUCUGGUGGAGGGUGGUGGCUCCCGUGCUGAGCAGUCGGGGCUUGAGCUGCUAGAGGCACAGGAACAGCUGACCAAGACACGAACCAAGAUCGACGCGCUCAAGGCCCACUUCGUGACGGUGAAGAUGUGGAACAAGGCGAAGGACCGCGUCAUCGGACACGUCGUCUGGGCCCCUCCCAUCAGCGUCACUACGCCUCCCCACCAGAGGAACGUGCUCAGCUUAGGCCCGGAGAUCUCCCCCGCCAACUUCAAGAAGUUGAUGUACGAUCGCUUUGAUGCGCCACACGAAUUCGUCUAUCCGCCUGAAGGUCUCUUCAAAUUGGAUCCCAUCCGCCGCGUGAUCAAACGUGGCUACACCACCAUGGGUGGUUUAUCUGGAUUCUUGUCUCAGGUUCGCCGGUACUUCGCCACAGGCAAUAUUGACUCGGUUGGAUCUGUCAUCAUCGACUCCCUCGGCAGAUUUGUUGCCCUGCUCACUGGUGGAACGGGCAAAACCGACUCGUCGGACAUUACCUUCGGUACGCCCAUGCAUUGGCUCUGGCUCCUCAUCCUGGCCAGGUUCGACGGUGCCAACCUCUACUGGGAUGACAACAACUGA